ACGUGCGAGAAGGAGGCCGAGCCAGGCCGGGAAGGAGGAGGAGCAGCGGCAGCAGCGGCAGCAGCCCUCCUCUCCCCACUGCCGCCCGGAGCACAGCAGAGCCGAGCCCAGCCGAGUUGGCGGAGAGUAUCAUCCAUUCAGAUGCACUAAACGAAAGAUGCAAUUUUUGGACAAAACAAAGGAUGACACGAAAAAGAAAGCUGCACGAUCACUGUUCUUGUUUUCGUUUUCCUUUCGUUUCGAGCUGCAUAACAAUAGGCAGGCUCUAAUAUCCUGUAUCCAGAAACGCUAACAUGCUGCCAGAGAAGGACCCCCGAAAACAAGGGGAGAAGGAUCCCAAAGAAGACCCCUCAGUCACACUCUUCCGGGAAUAUCUGAGAAUCAAGACGGUCCAGCCUGAGCCAGAUUAUGACACAGCUGUAAAAUUCCUGGAAAGAAUAGCUUCUGAACUUGACCUGCCAUGUCAGAAGGUGGAGGUCUGCCCUGGCCGAGUGAUCACUAUUCUCACUUGGAAAGGCACAAAACCUCAGCUUCGCUCCAUCUUGCUGAAUUCCCAUACAGAUGUCGUGCCAGUGUUUGAGGAAUUUUGGCACCAUGACCCUUUUGCAGCCUUCAAGGAUUCUGAGGGAAAUAUCUUUGCACGGGGGGCCCAAGACAUGAAAUGCGUCUCUAUCCAGUACAUUGAAGCUAUCCGGAGACUGAAAGCUGAAGGAAGACGUUUUCCAAGAACGAUUCAUAUGAGCUUUGUUCCAGAUGAAGAGAUUGGGGGUUACAAGGGAAUGCAAAUGUUUGUGAAGCGACCUGAGUUUGCCACACUUAAUGUUGGCUUUGCCUUGGAUGAAGGCCUGGCUAAUCCAACAGAUACUUUCACUGUAUUCUAUGGCGAAAAAUGCCCAUGGUGGAUUAAAGUGAAGGUAGAAGGAAAUCCAGGACAUGGAUCCAGAUUUAUUGAAAACACGGCUGCUGAAAAGAUGCACAGAGUGAUCACUUCCUUCCUAGAAUUCAGGGAGCGUGAAAAACAAAGGUUGAAGUCAGAGAAGCACCUUACUUUAGGCGAUGUCACUUCGCUCAACCUGACCAUGUUGAAUGGGGGCAUCUCCUUCAAUGUGGUCCCCUCUGAGAUGUCUGCAGCUUUUGAUAUUCGCAUCCCACCCACAGUUGAUUUAAAGGCAUUUGAAGAGCAGGUCACAGCCUGGUGCCGGGCAGCUGGUGAAGGGGUUACCUAUGAGUUCCACCAGAAAUACACGGAUCAGUCGAUGACCUCCACAGAGGAGUCUGACCCCUGGUGGAAGGCGUUCAGUACCACCUGCAGGAACAUGAACAUGAAACUGAAGUGCGAAAUCUUCCCAGCUGCCACAGAUAGCCGCUACAUUAGAGCAGCAGGUCACCCGGCGAUUGGCUUCUCCCCCAUGAACCGCACUCCUGUGCUGCUGCAUGACCACAAUGAGUUCCUGAAUGAGCAAGUCUUCCUCCGAGGGAUUGAAAUCUAUGCCCAGCUCAUCUCUGCACUUGCCAAUGUCCCUCAGCUCCAAGCAGAAGCUUGAGAGUGAAUAAGCAGAUGGGCAAGAGAGAAACCAAAGAGAAAGACAGAUAGACUGAAAGCCUCUUCUGUUUGCUUCCCGUUGUAACACAAUACCCUCCCUGGGGGCAUGCAGGCCUUGAAUGUUAUGAUUGAGGGCUGGUGACUUGCUGAAAUUUGGUGGAAUACCAAUACUGAUUGUGGAACAUCCUUGAGUGGCCCGUCAAGGGCAAAGCAGGCUAAAACCUGACACUUGUACCAGCACACCUAAAACAGGGUUCUGUAGGUAUCAGUGACUGUUUUUCCACUCCUCACUCAUCAGAUGCCAUUAGUGUUUCCACACUUUGUGCAGGAAGGGCACCCAGCUCUCUUUCAUCAACACCUGUCCUUAUUGAAAACAAAAGGAUGUUUUUUGUGGCUCCUUAAGUGCCAGGCUUGAAGGAGUUCACCACACCGAGAUUUCCCAGGGUAUGUCACAAAGUGUCACUGCUCUAUCGCUGAUCUACCCUUCAUUCUGAGAUUCUUCUUGUUCCUCCUGCCCUCCAAUGCUCACAGCAAUAAAAGCACCCAUACCCCACUGCCAAACCCAAGGGCAAAGCAACUGGAGGAGCAGGAGAAGACCUGGCCUCCGAGCAUAAUUGAGCUCUCCUAGGAACCUUGUCUUGAAGGGGUGACUGAGGUUCAUCCCUUGCUGCUUUGCUGGCUUUCUCUGCUUUGAGACAAUCCCCAUUCUGCUGUCUUGGCUCUUGUGUGGGAUCCGGGCAUUAUGAAAAUUUCAGGUCCACUGUCAUAAGCUUAGGAAGUUGGGGAGAUCUCUGUUUCACUUUGUAUCUUUGUUCCUCUGUAGAGGGGCAUGAAUUGUGAGCAGUGGUCCUUUGCAAUGUGAGAUCCUCUGGUGGAAAAUGAGCAAUAGCUGAAGGGGAAUUUAAUAAAGAUAUUAAUAACCCUGAGUUAGAGGAAGGCAGAUUUGAUAUGGAAGGAAAUAACGAAUAUGGCCUUACUCGGAGUCUUUCUUGCCUCCACCGUGACUGAAAUGCAGGGGGGGCACUAUCUCCAUGAAUUUUUAUUUCUUGGAACUGAGUUGUAGAGGUGCUGGCUGCAGCAUGCUGCCUUAAUUUUCUAUUGAAUUGAAGUCUUAAAAAAUCACUGUUGAUGAAUGAUAAAACAGGUAAAGAGUUAAUAGGACAGCCAUCUUUUGUUCUGCAAUAAUGCCCCUGGGCAUCGUGCUACCUGAUGACAUACAUUUUUGGAGGUGGGGAGUGCAGGGUUAAAAUGAAAUCUUGGGCCACUUUUUCUUGGUCAAUUCACCUCCUUAGUCAAAACAUUUUUGUAUUUGUCUCCCCGGGAUCUCCCUCCUCCCACAUAUGCAAAGGGGCAAUUGUUCCCAUGAAAGGGAUUGUGGCCCAGCCUUAAAUAAGAUGGUUCGUUUGGACUGGAAAUAGAGCAUCGUCCAAAUGUUCUGUGUUUUAUUUCAAAUCUGCCUUAUCCUUGCUCCCCCAUCCCAAAGUAAACCAGCUUCUUGUUUAGAUGGACUAUAGUUACAGUCCACACACUGCUGGCGUACAAGGCCAUUCUUCAGCUACAGUUACUUUCUAAAAAUUCACUUUCUGCUUAACAUUGGAUUAUUUUAUCUGAGAUUAGCUUAGACAUUUCCUAGAAAUUCCCUUUCAGUUGCAAAAAUACUGCAUCCAAUAUAUAGAGAGGAGGGGAUUUAUGCUUUUUGUCUUCUUAUUUACUUCAUUUGACUGGGGAAAGACACGAAACAUUAUUUUCCCAGGUAUAACUGUAAGUCUUGUGUCUCCUGUAUAUCUGGAUGCCAGGACUGAUUUAAGAAUCAGGUUGCUUUUAAAUGGAGAAUGGGUAAGAUAUACCUUUACAGCACCUUUAUGUAUAUUUUGCUUGGAAUAAUUGUUUUGUUGUGUUUCAUGAGAUUUCCUUCCUCACAUGUAUUGGAUUGCAGCAUAUCCAAAUGCAAAAAUGUGGAUUUCUUAGAUAACCAAAUAAUAUUCUUUAUGAAUAAUACACAGUAGCAGCCUGCUGAUAAGAGCCUCCUGUGGGAAAGGAAAAGCUAGCUCUAUCUGAUGCAGUUUAAGCUUCUGGUGCUGUUUCAGCUGUUUUGAUAUUUGUCCUUAUUUGCACCUCUCACAUCAGUGCUUUGAAGAGUAAUUUGGAGGGGAAAUAAAUCCUUGGAUUCCCCAAACUGGUUGCUCUUACAGUUAUAGUCCAGAAAUGCAACUUUUCCAAGCUCUGUCUGAAAGGGUUGAUAAGAAGAAUAGUAGUUUCCUAUUUGAAUCCUAUCUCAAAUAAAUGGACUAGUCCAUUGCUGCUUAUAUAAGGCUGUAAACCCCUUGCUUGUUGCAUGGGCUGCACUGUAUUCUUAGUCAGCAAGAUCUGCCCAGAAGGACCUGGCUUUGCUGCACAGUGAAACAAUUCUGUCCUAAUUUGAGGUAGAAGUGCACACUUCGGUCCUUGUAGGCAGGGUGCAGUCGUGAUCCCUGCAUUGCAGAGGCUGCCAGAGAGAAGCCGCUCCCUGCAGCGAGGAAGAGGAGGGGCUGCCUGCAAGGCUGUGGUGCGUGGCCCACAUGAACUCUCAAUGGGCUCCUCCCUGUGUCUUACAUAGGCUGAAUAGGUAAUUCAGUAGGUCUAUUGAAUUUGGGUGACAUAAAGCAGAGGGUAUGUCCUGUUAAUUGGAAUCCUUAAAAGUUUAAACAUUAAAAGAUUCAGUACAUGCCCCAUUAAACUACUUGUUGGUCUGAGCUCAUAAACUUAUCUAUUCAGGACUUGGAAAUGUUACAUUUUAAUACAAUUCCCAGAAUCCAUCACCUAAUGGUCAUUGGCUAGCCAGGGGAUUUGGGAUGUUGCAUCCCCCCCCCCAACUAUCACUUUCUGGAUUUAUCUACCACCUAAUAAAUGCACACCCUUUCACAGGAAGAGAUCCCACAUCUGAACAAUUUUUAGCUUAAAGGAAGGGUCUUUAUCUCUUCAACACACAUCUAAAGAUCCACAUGGCAGCCAGACCAAACAGAUGCUGAUAGGUGAGAACAUGGAGAUAAUUAACACUACCAUUUUAUUCUUUGUUUUUCUGUCUUUCCUCUAGACCAGGCAUAGUCUUCCAGGUGUUUUGGACUCCCAUCUCCCACAAUUCCUAACAGCCGGCUGUUAGGAAUUGUGGGAGUUGAAGUCCAAAACACCUGCAGAGCCCAGGUUUGCCCAUGCCUGCUCUAGACUGUCGAUGGUCUUAUUUGUGGGGCAGGUUUGAAAGUUUUAACAACAAUUUCUGAUCUGUAGUAAUGUGCUCAGCUAUGCUUGUUAUCGAAAUGAAAAUAUGAUUGGUUUAAGCUUGGAAAUGCUAGAACAUUUUCAAAAUGAUUACUGUAGCUGUGAUCAAAACAUUAGAAAAAUACAAAUAUGAUUUUAUGAAAAACAUAUGAUUAUUAAAACACAUCCAGAUUUUUUGAAAUUGAA
This is a messenger RNA of Anolis carolinensis (green anole), 4984 nucleotides long. It is a transcript of the gene acy1, whose product is annotated as aminoacylase 1. Gene Ontology annotation, biological process: amino acid metabolic process. Bases 294 to 1544 code for a protein of 416 amino acids. The transcript is spliced from 16 exons. The record is from RefSeq and is a predicted model, not a curated record. NCBI's taxonomy places the organism in Eukaryota, Metazoa, Chordata, Lepidosauria, Squamata, Anolidae. Gene Ontology annotation, molecular function: aminoacylase activity. Gene Ontology annotation, cellular component: cytoplasm.